CCCCCCGGCCCCGCGGGCCCCGGCUCGGCCGCGCAGCAUGCAGCAGCAGCACCCGCGGCGGCGGCGACGGCGGCGGCUCUGAGAUGGUGGACGCGGGCGGCUGCCCGGCCGGGGAGGGCUGGAGGAGGAUGGAGGCCGCGCCCGACGGCGCCGUGGACAUCGUGCCGCUGGACCGCUACGACCCGGCGCGGGCCAAGAUCGCCGCCAACCUGCAGUGGAUCUGCGCCAAGGCCUACGGCAUAGAUAACGUUCCCGAGGGCCUCCGGGACCCCUUCUACACCGACCAGUACGAGCAGGAGCACAUCAAGCCCCCGGUGGUCAAGCUCCUGCUGUCCGGCGAGCUGUACUGCCGCGUCUGCAGCCUCAUCCUGAGAGGGGACCAGGUGGCUGCCCUGCAGGGCCACCAGUCUGUCAUCCAGGCUCUGUCCCGGAAGGGGAUUUACGUGAUGGAGGGUGAUGACAGCCCCGUGACGGAGCCCGACCUCAGCCACGCGCCCAUAAAGAUGAGCGCCCACAUGGCCAUGGUGGACGCCCUCAUGAUGGCCUACACCGUGGAGAUGAUCAGCAUCGAGAAGGUGGUGGCCAGCGUCGAGCGCUUCUCCACCUUCAGCGCCUCCAAGGAGCUGCCCUACGACCUGGAGGACGCCAUGGUGUUCUGGGUCAACAAGGUCAAUCUUAAAAUGAGAGAGCUAACAGAGAAAGACGCUAAGCUAAAGCAGCAGGUACUGGAAAGCCCAGCUCACCAAAAGUCUCCCUCCAAGUGGUACUGGAAGUUAGUGCCCGUGCGCUACCGCCGAGAACACCUGUCCGCGAGGCAGCCGCCCCACUUCCCGCUGCUGGAGGACCUGAUGAGGGAUGGCAGUGACGGGGCCGCCCUCCUGGCUGUGGUCCACUACUACUGCCCGGAGCAGAUGAAGCUGGACGAUAUAUGCUUGAAGGAGGUGCCGUCGAUGGCCGACAGUCUGUACAACAUCCGGCUGCUGAGAGAGUUCUCCAACGAGUACCUCAACAGGUGCUUUUAUCUCACCCUGGAAGACGUGCUCUACGCGCCCCUGGUGCUGAAGCCAAACGUCAUGGUUUUUAUCGCUGAGCUCUUCUGGUGGUUUGAGAACGUCAAACCCGACUUCGUUCAGCCCAGGGACGUGCACGAGCUGAAAGACGCUAAAUCAGUGUCACACCAAAAAAGCAGUCGGCCUCCUGUUCCUAUCUCCAACGCCACCAAGCGCAGCUUCCUGGGCGGCCCUGCAGCAAGCCCGGCCGACCCGCAGCCCCCCGCCCAGCUGCAGGCGGAGGGCUGUCACCGGCACCCUCUCGAAGAGCCUGAGCACGUGGGGAGAGGGGCGUCUGCUUUCAGCCCGUCGCAUCCUCUGUUGCCCCUGAGACAGAAGCAGCAGAAGGCGAUGCAGGGAGAAGAGCCCCUGGACCCGCGGCACCGCUCCAAUUCCUUAACCCGCGCGGACGGGCAGCCCCGAGGUGCAGCCGUCGCCUGGACGGAAAAGAGAAGCAGGCCUGUGUCGCAGCCGGGGCCCUUCGCCCUCCAUCACGCCGCCAGCUGCGACGUGGACCCCGGCUCCAGCGACAGCGUCAGCCUGGCCCGCUCCAUCAGCAAGGACAGCCUGGCCUCCAACGUCGUGCAUCUGACGCCGCAGAACCAGCCGCAGCCCGCGGCCCCCAAGGCCGGCGGGAAAGGCCUCCUGAGCAGCGUCGACCUCGACGACGAGGACGAGGAGCUCCUGGCCAUCGUCAGGACGGACGCGGCUCCCCGGGGCGGCGACCCGCGCCUGCCGGCUGGGGCCAGGUCUCCGCAGGGGCUGGCGGAGCCCUUGGCAAGUAGGCCCGACAGUUUCUUCCUGGAGCCGCUGAUGCCGGCCGUGCUCAGGCCGGCCAAGGAGAAGCAGGCCGUCACCAAGGAGGACGAGUGCGGGGAGGGGCGGCCCAGGGCCUGCCCCCCGAGGCGGUCUGGAGAGGGCCCCCAGCCCCCGGGGCGCAAGCGGCCGUCCGGCACUCACGGCGGUCGCGACUGGAGCAGGACUUUCAGCCCCAUCUCCUGCUCCGAGCUCCCCGCCGGCUUCGAGCCCGUGCCCGCCGAGGCAGGGCCGCGGGCGGCGGGGGAGGCCCGAGGCGGGGCCCUGGCCGGCAGCGGGCUCGAGCCGUUCUCUCAGGGACAGCCUGCCGACGGCUUCUUCCUUCACGUGGCCAGAGCCGAGGAGGACGCGGAGGGCAGGUUCCGCGGGAGCUGCACGCGCAGCCCGGGCGCCCGCGGCCCGGAGCCCUGGGCCACCCUGCGGCAGGACUCGGACUCCGACGUCGCCGACCUGGAGGACGCCGAGCAGGACUUCGCCGGCGAGGACCAGCCCGCGGCGGCUGCCAGGUCCGGUGGCGGGGAGGAGGAGUCGGCCAAGCUGCAGGAGGACCUGAAGGUGAAGGAGCACGAGGACAAGGACGAUGCCAGCGGCCGCUCGAGCCCGUGCCUCAGCACUGUCUCCCAGGUGAGCAGCGUCUCCGCGGCCAGCGGGAGCGUGAAGAUGACCAGCUUCGCCGAGAGGAAGCUCCAGAGGCUCAACAGCUGCGAGACCCGGUCGAGCACCAGCAGCUCGCAGAAGACCACGCCCGACGCCUCGGAGAGCGGCCCGGCCCCGCUGACCACGUGGAAGCAGCGCCGGGAGCAGAGCCCGACCCGGCAGGGCAGGGACCACGCCAGCCUCCUGGCCUCGGAGCUGGUGCAGCUGCACAUGCAGCUGGAGGAGAAGCGCAGGGCCAUCGAGGCGCAGAAGAAGAAGAUGGAGGCGCUGUCGGCGCGGCAGCGCCUGAAGCUGGGCAAGGCGGCCUUCCUGCACGUGGUCAAGAAGGGGCGGCCCGACGCGGCCCCUCAGCCGCUGAAGGCCGAGGUCCUGGCGGGCACGUUCGCCCAGCACAACGGGGACGAGCUGGGCGGGUCCCGGGCCGGGGGCCUCCUGGGCAAGGAGCAGGGCCGGGAGGCGCUGCUGGGGUCUCCGGACCUGGACGCGGAGGGCCUGGCCCUCGUGCAGCUGCACCGGCUGAAGGACCCCGCCGGCCUCCCCGAGCUGGAGGGGAGCACGGCGCUCUCCGCGGCGCUCCUGGAGGCCGGCGCCGGCGAGGGGGCGGGCGCGGGCGAGUGCGGCCUGUCCCUCGAGCGGCUGAACGAGGCCAUCAGCGCGCUGCGGCAGGCUCUCCUCCGGGUCUCCCAGCAGCAGGAGCAGCUGCUCAGGUCCCCCACGGCGCCCACGCCGGGCCCCAGCGGCGGCUCCCAGGACCCCCAGGCCACGGCGGCCGUGGGCUCUGUCGAGCCCCUCUCCCCCACGGGCUUGGCCGGUCACCGCAAGCCCCCCCGGCUCGGGCAGGGGCGCAACUCCCGCGCGGGGAGGCCGGCCGAGCUGAAGGUGCCGAAGGAGCGACAGCAGGGCCCCUCCCGGAGCAAGACCCCCACGCCCGGCGUCGAGACCCUCCCGCACGCACGGGCCUGCGCCCCUCGGACGCCCUCGGACCUGGGCUGGGACGGUGCCGCCGACUUUGGGAGCGAGGCUCAGGAGAAGCGCUUCUUCGACAGCUACAGGCUCCACGCCGACAGCAACCGGCGGACGCUUGUCGCGUCCUCCUCCAAGGACACCAACAUCCUGUCGGAGCAGCUGGGCUUCAGGGAGGCCCUGGAGGGCGGGGGGAAGGAGGCGGGCCUCGGCGCCCUCGCCGCCCCGGAGAAGGAGGACGCGCCCCUGGACGAGCCCCCGAGGAGCAAGGCCAGCCUCAUCCAGGUGGACCUCUCGGACCUCAGGGCCCCCGACGAGGACGGGGAGGCGGAAGGCCGCGAGAACUCCGUGGACCUCGGCAGCGAAGGCGACCAGAAGCCGGGCGUCGGCUUCUUUUUCAAGGACGAGCAAAAAGCGGACGACGAGCUGGCCAAGAAGCGGGCGGCCUUCCUCCUGAAGCAGCAGCGCAAGGCGGAGGAGGCCCGCGUGCGGAGGCAGCAGCUGGAGGCGGAGGUCGAGCUCAAGAGAGACGAGGCCCGGCGCAAAGCGGAGGAGGACCGGAUCCGCAAGGAGGAGGAGAAGGCGCGGCGUGAGCUCAUUAAGCAGGAGUACCUGCGCCGGAAGCAGCAGCAGAUCCUGGAGGAGCAGGGCCUGGGGAAGCCCAAGGCCAGGCCCAAGAAGCCACGGCCCAAGUCCGUCCAUCGCGAGGAGCCGAGUGGCGACUCCGGACCCAAGAGCGCCUCCACCCCCGACAACCUGAGCCGGGCCCAGUCGGGCUCCAGCCUGUCCUUGGCCUCGGCCACGACCACGGAGCCCGAGAGCGUCCACUCGGGGGGCACGCCUUCCCAGCGCAGAGUUGAGUCACUGGAAGCCUUGCCCAUCUUGAGCCGCAACCCCAGCAGGAGCACGGACAGAGACUGGGAGACGGCGUCCGCGGCCUCCUCCCUCGCCUCGGUGGCCGAGUACACAGGUCCCAAGCUCUUUAAGGAGCCCAGCAGCAAAUCAAACAAACCGAUUAUUCAUAACGCCAUCUCCCAUUGCUGUCUGGCUGGAAAAGUGAAUGAACCCCACAAGAAUUCAAUACUGGAGGAGCUGGAGAAGUGUGACGCCAAUCACUACAUCAUACUGUUUCGCGACGCUGGCUGCCAGUUCAGGGCACUUUACUGCUACUAUCCCGACACUGAGGAAAUCUACAAACUGACGGGCACGGGGCCAAAGAGCAUCACCAAGAAGAUGAUCGACAAGCUGUACAAGUACAGCUCCGACCGGAAACAGUUCAACCUGAUCCCGGCCAAAACCAUGUCCGUCAGUGUGGACGCACUCACCAUCCACAGCCACUUGUGGCAGCCCAAGCGGCCCGCGGUGCCAAAGAAGACCCAGACUCGUAAAUGACCCCGGUGCGGGCAGGAGCGAGGACAUGCCGGCCGAUCGAUAUUUAUUAUGUUCAUCCUUUUGGGUACGAAGUGUGCAGAAUCACAGACCUUUUUCAAAGAGGCUUCUGGACCCGAGGAAACCCUCCCUCAGCUCCCCGCACGCAGGGUGGCAGUGGAGCCGGAGCGAGGAGCCGGCUCCGUAUCCCGUGGCUCGUGGCCGCCCUGGUCACUGCGCUCAGGGGGGCUCCCGGAGGAGGGAACGCGGGUGCAGGAGCUCCAGCGGCGGCUCCUUUUACUUGAAGUUCUCCUUGAGUGUAGAUUACAAGCGAGUUGCUUUCCUUUCUCGUCUCUCGCCUGCCCCCCUUUGCACAUGACCUGCCACCCCUCUUGCUGGCCAGCUGUGAUCUCGUGAGUUAGGGACGGAGAGUCGGUCUCAGGGCAGGUGUUUGAAUGCCUCUGAGAGAGAGAUUCGUACGGGACCUUUUUCAUUUGGGAACUUGUAUUGAUUGAUUGAUUGUGUCUACUGCCAAUGUUUAUAUCCAGUUCCAAGGUUUCUGAAGAAGAAUUCUUGUUCCUUGCUGCUCAGAAAAAGUUUACCGAAAAUACCAGUUCACUAAAAGCACUGAAAUCUGCCAAGUCUGUCUUCUGCUAAGUACCGUUUACACGUACAGCGGGCCCUUGCCGCCACGUGGCCGUGGGACGUGGAUGCUACGCUUGCCAGCCCUGGCCUCGUUGAACUCAGGCAAGUCGAGCAGGUGGCGGCCUCGUGACGUUUUGGGCACAGCGCUCCAAUGAGGUGUUCACUUUAAUAAAGACAGAUUUUGGUAAAGUAGAGUAUUUUUCACUCUGAGCAUGUUUCUCUUAAAAGGUGAUGCACUUAAGCUGACGGUUCUCAUAGUGUUUUCAUCACUGUCCCGGCCCGAUUCUCGCUUUGGAAGAGCAGCGCGCCCUCAGAGGGGCGUGCAGGUCUCAGCCCAGCUUGCGGGUUUUGUUUUGUCGCUUAAUUCAAUUCAGUGGUGAUUUGCAGCCUCUCGGAACUGUCCCCCAAGGAAGCAGGCUGUCCUGGGUUCUCUCUGUGCUGGUCCCAGCGGUCACCGGUGCCUCCCUGGACCAGAUGGUCCCUGGGGCAGGUAGGUCCCCACCUGGCCUCUGCCGACACCUGUGCACCCGACCGGCUGCUCCGACCGCCGGAAGGUUCUGGAGUCACUUAUGUUAGUUUUGCACAUGCUUUUUGGGGAGUGUUACUUGAAUCUUUCUCAAACCGCGGGAAAAAACAGAAGGAUCAAUAGGAGAAGUCAGACCAGAAGACUGUCGGUGGUUUUAGGUGAAAAGGGGAGCGCACCUGCACGCGAGGACGCAGAGGCCCCCCCACCCCUGCCCUGCCCCGGCCCCUCGGCGAUUUCGGCCGGAGCGGGCCCUGUGUCCGGCAGCCCUGCCUCCGCGGGCGGUGGGAGGCUGUGCGGCUCCUCCCGCUGCGUGUGCACCGGCCCUGGGGCUUCCCCUUCCCGUGCUGUCCACGCGUGUGCUUUGCUUCCCCCUGUACGUUUGAUAUUAUAUGAUUAUAUUUAUUUUAAGAAGACACUGAAAUGUAAUAAAUUAACUAAUUUCCUUUUAUGGUCACGUG
Sus scrofa (pig) is the source of this 6482-nucleotide messenger RNA. It is a transcript of the gene CAMSAP1, whose product is annotated as calmodulin regulated spectrin associated protein 1. Gene Ontology annotation, molecular function: calmodulin binding; microtubule minus-end binding; spectrin binding. Gene Ontology annotation, cellular component: microtubule minus-end. The record is from RefSeq and is a predicted model, not a curated record. Gene Ontology annotation, biological process: negative regulation of microtubule depolymerization; cytoplasmic microtubule organization; neuron projection development. NCBI's taxonomy places the organism in Eukaryota, Metazoa, Chordata, Mammalia, Artiodactyla, Suidae.